AUGAAUAGCUUCCGGAGCCUCUCCUGGCGGCUGCAACAGUCCCAACAGGCUCUCGCUUGCUUCGCCCGCCAGAAUGCCCGUCAACAAUCUCGACAAUGGGCCCAGUCGAGCUUCCGCCGCUGCGCUUCCAAUUCCACCAAAAAGACGACCGCGGACCACACCUUUGACUCGGUGCGCGACCACUACAAGAGGAAGAACCGAUCGACUGCAUCUGCCAAACUACCGGCUGGGGUGGCCAGCCUUAACGUUCAACUCGUCGGUAUCAGAUGUGCUUCCCUGGAAGUUUACCCCCAACAAAAGGAGGUUCGCGUGCUUCCCGGAGAGACGGCGCUGGCGUUUUACACCGCGACAAACACGAGCGAUCAGGACAUCAUUGGCGUGGCCACUUACAGCGUUAAACGCGGGGAGACGGUGGACAUGCCCGUGUUUUUCUACCUCGACCCGGACCUGUUAAAUGACUUCAACAUGAGAGGCGUCAAGACUGUCACGCUGAACUACACUUUCUUCAGUAAGUCUCACUUGUACCCCUACUACCUAAAAGUUGCAAAGCUAAUUAUCACCAGCCGACAAAAUGAAGACUGCUUCGUACAACUCCAGGCGCAAGUCGCGCAAGGCUCACUUCGAUGCCCCCUCCAGCAUUCGCCGCACCAUCAUGAGCGCCCUCUCUCCAAGGAGCUCCGUGAGAAGCACAACGUCCGCUCCAUCCCCGUCAGGAAGGACGACGAGGUCACCAUCAUCCGUGGCUCCUUCAAGGGCCGCGAGGGCAAGGUCACCUCCGUCUACCGUCUCAAGUACGUUAUCCACAUCGACCGCGUCACCCGUGACAAGGCCAGCGGCCAGAGCGUUCCCGUCGGCAUCCACCCCAGCAACGUCGUCAUCAACAAGCUCAAGCUCGACAAGGACCGUGAGGAGAUCCUUGAGCGCAUCAAGCGCGGUCGCGAGACCUCCACCAAGGAAGAGUAA
Parascedosporium putredinis is the source of this 963-nucleotide messenger RNA. The record is from the annotation of a GenBank genome assembly. Lineage: Eukaryota; Fungi; Ascomycota; Sordariomycetes; Microascales; Microascaceae.